AUGGAAUCUUCACGCCAAUACCAGAUACCCAACACGCCGCGCGUAAUAUCGCCGUCACCCACCCCCUCGGAGGCGGGCAGCACGAAAGAUGGCUACUUUGGCCCGGUAACGCGCUCGUCGACGCGCAAACAACGAAUUACGUCACCUCCGCCCAUCGAUGAGGACUCGUCCAGCUCAGAUCCCGACAAGAGGGCUCGCGCCAGGAGCCGGAGUCCCAAGCUGGAUGGAGGCGUGGGGAGACGGAGGAUGAGUGGCCUGACGAGCCGAAGGCAGAUGAACGGGGGCAUGAAGAAGGAUCUCACGCUGCCUGCCAACACCUCAAACGGCCACCUGUCGCCAGCGCAAGCAAACAAGAAUUACUGGAGGGAAAUGAGCAGAAGCCCAAGUCCUCUGGGCCUGAUUCCCAUCCACCAGAAAUGGCGGUCAUUCAUUCACCGACACGAGAUCCCCCGCAAGAUCCUGCACGUCUCUAUCGGCUUUCUCACCAUCUUUCUCUACUGCAUCGGCACGCAAACGUCGCAGAUACACAACGUCCUCCUGACCAUGCUAAUACCCAUCGCCCUGACCGACGUCAUACGCCACCGUUACUGGCAAGUGAAUCGUUUCUAUAUCCGCUGCCUGGGUGCGUUCAUGCGCGAGUCGGAGGUAGAUGGGUACAACGGCGUCAUCUCCUACCUCCUAGGCGCGUGGAUUGUAAUGCGCUUUUGCCCAAAAGACAUUGCAGUCAUGAGCAUCUUACUGUUGAGUUGGUGUGACACCGCUGCCUCGACUUUUGGCAGGCUCUGGGGCCACCUUACGCCCAGAGUCAGAAAAGGCAAGAGUCUUGCGGGCUCCAUAGCGGCCUGCGUAACGGGUGUCAUCACAGCUGUCGUAUGGUGGGGCUGGUUAGGGCCUCUCUACUCAGAAUACAACCACGGCGAACACGCUUUUGCGUUCCAGGGCGCGCUGACGCUCCCUUCGCAGGUGCGGGAGACUCUCGCCUUGUCCCCGAAACAAGCUUCUCUCACCGGAUACUGGGCUCUGGGCGCCAUGUCCCUGGCGUCUGGCGUCAUUGCCAGUGCUAGCGAAGCGAUUGACGUCUUUGGUUGGGACGACAAUCUCACCAUCCCCGUGCUUUGCGGAGCCGGGUUAUGGGGCUUUCUCCGGAUCUUCGGAUGA
This is a messenger RNA of Alternaria burnsii, 1158 nucleotides long. Its product is annotated as phosphatidate cytidylyltransferase. Gene Ontology annotation, molecular function: ATP-dependent diacylglycerol kinase activity. Lineage: Eukaryota; Fungi; Ascomycota; Dothideomycetes; Pleosporales; Pleosporaceae. The record is from RefSeq and is a predicted model, not a curated record. Gene Ontology annotation, cellular component: endoplasmic reticulum membrane. The transcript has 2 exons. Gene Ontology annotation, biological process: phosphatidic acid biosynthetic process. Bases 1 to 1158 code for a protein of 385 amino acids.